ACCAAACUUUCAACAUGCACCCACUCAUCCGAAGUAUACAACCUUUAUCCACAGCUUUUGUGCACUCACGGCCUGCAAGUCGCAUUAAGAUACCGAAUGCGAUUGCAUUUCCAUCAUGGACGCGCUCGUUCCAUGCUUCGGCAAACCUUCGCAUCGUUGACCUCGCGUACCGACUCCACGACGACUCAGGCAAGGCCAAGGGCGACCCAAUCGUGAUAAUCCACGGCCUAUUCGGCAGCAAGAGAAACAACCAGAGCGUUGGAAAUGCCUUCGCGCGUAUCCUCAAACGCCCCGUCUACGCAAUCGACACGCGCAACCACGGCGAAUCUCCCCACGACAAAGUCCACACCUACACGGCCCUCGCCGAAGACGUAGAAGCCUUUCUCCACAAGCACUCGCUGAGGAACGCGACACUAAUCGGGCACUCGAUGGGCGCAAAAACAGUAAUGACAAUGGCGCUCAGGAACCCAGAUUGCUGCGCAAACAUCAUACCAGUCGACAACGCACCCGUCGACGCAGCCCUCUCAAGCGACUUCCCAAAGUACGCAGAGGGCAUGCAGCAUGUGGAGAAAGCGCAGCCCAAGUCGCAAAACGAAGCCGAUAAACUCUUGGAGCCGUAUGCCAAGGAUCUGUCUGUCCGCCAGUUUCUUCUGACAAACCUCAUGCGCACGGAGCCGGGUGCGCCGCUGAGAUUUCGUGUUCCUGUGGGUACGUUGACCAAAGCGCUGGAUCAUAUGGCGGAUUUCCCGUUUAAGAAUCCGGAUGAGGCGCAGUUUAGCAAGAGGGCGAUGUUCAUUAGGGGCACAAAGAGUCACUAUGUGAGCGAUGAGACGUUACCGAUCAUCGGGAGGUUUUUCCCUAGGUUUGAACUGGUGGAUGUGGAUGCGGGACAUUGGGUUGUUAGUGAGAAGCCCGAAGAGUUUAUCAAGGCUGUUGUCGAGUUUUUGCAGGACAAGGAAUAG
Molecule: messenger RNA, 962 nt
Organism: Pyrenophora tritici-repentis Pt-1C-BFP
Lineage: Eukaryota; Fungi; Ascomycota; Dothideomycetes; Pleosporales; Pleosporaceae
Product: MhpC, hydrolase or acyltransferase (alpha-beta hydrolase superfamily)
Cellular component (GO): mitochondrion
Molecular function (GO): carboxylic ester hydrolase activity
Source: RefSeq, a predicted model, not a curated record